GACAUUUUAUAGUUAUAGGUGACUUGGCAGUUAACACGUUUGGCACUUUAAUCCUUAUGUUACGACACUUACGACAAGAGUAUGCUACCACACGUCGUGUGCAAUUAUUUUCAAUUAUGUUUACUACUACUACUCUUUAUGAAUGAAAUAACUACGUUUUCCAAAUAUUAUGAUGACCAUAUAUAUUCAUCAAACGAAGACACAAACACAUUCAAUGAAGAUUCUCCAAUAAACGAAGCUGCAAGACCCCAAUUACUAAUGGGAGUGAACACGCGUCAUAAGAAAAACGAUGGGCCCAUUGUUGAUUAUGAUAUAGAAAAAAUUGACGCGGAAGAAAAACUACAUACUGUAUUAAACGAACAACCAGAUGAAACAGAAGAUAUUGAAAAAGAUACUAUACUACUAAAAGAUAACUACAGUAAUAAAGAUAAUGACGACAAUACACCAUCACCAAGUAUUAUAACUAAAAAUAUUUUUCAUGAUCAUUCUAAAUAUGAUGCAAAAAAACUGGCUGCAUUGCCCGGAUUGAAAUUAAGCUCGUCUGAUAUUAUCAAAUUUCAAAUAUGGCCCGAAGCCAAAAUACCAUUUUUCAUCGAUGAGUUUUCAUAUGACAAAGUUCUGCGUGAAAAAAUCCGUGGCUACCUGGAAAACGCGAAAACUCUCACUGGUCUCAAUUUUGUCGAACUCGCCAGUCCGCCUGAUGAUGAAAACGAAAGAUGGGUCUUCUUCAUCAAUCGUAGAGGACAACUGGACUGCAAAGAUUAUUCCACAAAAUCUUUCACGAAUUCUGGAGUGCAGAAAGUAAUUAUAGGCUACGAUUGCCUGCAAAACAACGGGCCGAUGGCAGCCAUAGUCCUGGCGUUGGCAGGCGUACCUCCACAACACAAUGCACCCAACCGGGACCAGUUCAUCAACAUCUCCUUGGAGUCUAUACUACCUGAAAAAAGAGGUUAUUUCAAACGACUUGACGAGAAGGACUGGCUGUUUCAUGAGCUAGAUUACGACUACUACAGUGUUGGCCACUACCCUUCACACAAAUACACUGCCGAUGGCUAUCCAACUUUAACUGCAUUUACCAAGCGAAAGGUUCUAUAUAUGAGACAUGAUGAAAAAGACACCUACAGCAGUAUAGACAUACAGAAAAUAAGAUUGCUUUACAAUAAUAUUCUACGUAACUUACCGCGUACGGACAUGAAGAUAGAAAUAUGCAAAAAGUUGAAUCGACCACUCCCUGGUUUUCCUAAUACGAAACUUAAGUCACAAUCAUCCAAAAUAAAAAUGAGAAAACCGAAAAAAAACAGAGGUCAUCGACAAUCGGUGAUGGAGCCUUUAUAUGCCAUACUGAGUUCCCUUGAAUAUUUUUCCGAUAUGAGAGUAAUUCGCAACUGACAUUUCUGGAUGUUCAUGCGCCUAUAAUCCAACAGGCGGAUUGUACGUUUUUUUAACGACCGUCAAUUGUAAGGUAAAAACGAUAGAGUAAAAGAGCGAAGAAGUUACGGCACUAAAUAACAAUAAAACAAAUGACCUAAACCGGGGGUCGGCAACCUUUUAAUUAAUAAAAAUAAUCACAGGAAUUUCUAAAAGAAAAAAAAUUACACUUUUUAAUUGCAGUUGUUAAAGUAAUUUGCAUAUAAACUUACUUCUGGUCGACAAUAAAUUCAUGUAAAUUAAAACGUAAGUGUACACAUAGGUAAAGUUGGUCAAGCAGAUCUUGUUAGUAGAAAAAGGCGCCAAAUUUGAAAAAUGUAGGCGCGAAGGGAUAUC
Cydia splendana is the source of this 1764-nucleotide messenger RNA. RefSeq lists its product as uncharacterized. Gene Ontology annotation, biological process: proteolysis. Bases 82 to 1389 code for a protein of 435 amino acids. The record is from RefSeq and is a predicted model, not a curated record. Gene Ontology annotation, molecular function: metalloendopeptidase activity; zinc ion binding. Lineage: Eukaryota; Metazoa; Arthropoda; Insecta; Lepidoptera; Tortricidae. The transcript is spliced from 7 exons.